Molecule: messenger RNA, 882 nt
Organism: Aspergillus tanneri
Lineage: Eukaryota; Fungi; Ascomycota; Eurotiomycetes; Eurotiales; Aspergillaceae
Product: arylamine N-acetyltransferase family protein
Exons: 3
Coding region: 1-882 (293 amino acids)
Molecular function (GO): acetyltransferase activity
Source: RefSeq, a predicted model, not a curated record
AUGGAAUCCCCUUAUUCCAUUGCCCAAUUGACGGGAUAUCUCGAGUGUCUCUCGUUGCCAUCUAGCUAUGCAAAAUAUAUCCAAUCGCCAGAGUCAUUCCCCAAGACCGAGACGGCGCUGACCGUUCUAUUCCAAUGUCAGAUCACUCGAUUUCCAUAUGAAAAUCUCAGCGUGCAUGCUUCCACUACCGGUGACCCUCCGCCCCUGGCUGCCCAUGCACUGUACGAGAAAAUGCUCGGGACCAGCGGAGGUCCCACUGGACGAGGGGGAUAUUGUCUAGAAGUGAAUCUACUUUUCUACUAUGUUCUUCUGGGUUUGGGUUUCUCCGUGUACGUUACGGGAGUCCGGAAUCGAGACCGACAGGAUGGAGUGCCCGUGGGAAAUUACCGAGGAUGGAUCCAUAUCGUGAACAUCGUCCAGUUGCCAACAGGUAGUCGAUAUCUUCUAGAUGCCGCAUUCGGAGGCGAUGGAACACAGGAGGUCCGUCUAAUUCGCGACCGACUCCCCCUGCAGACGCGCAGUGACCAGCCAUACUGGAUCUACCAGUAUCGCAACGGCGCGGACAUGGACUGGAAGGCGCUCUACUGCUUUUCCGAGCUGGAAUGGUUCCCGGAGGACUUCGACGUUAUCAAUCGAUACGCGACGUGGGAUGCCCUCGGACGGGGGAACGUCGUGGUUGUGAAAUUCAUGCGGAAUGACGGGAACACGAACAUGGAUCCAGAUCCCCAGCCGACGGAGUCCGAGGUGCAGAUAGUGGGAAAAUUGAUGCUGGUGAACGGGGAGCUGAAGCAGAACCUGGGGGGGAGAACGCAAGUGAUUGAGAGGUUUGACGAAUCCCGACGAACAGAAGUCUUGCGGGAACGAUUCUCAAUGCAAAUAUGA